Durio zibethinus is the source of this 2616-nucleotide messenger RNA. RefSeq names its product ornithine decarboxylase-like. The record is from RefSeq and is a predicted model, not a curated record. Gene Ontology annotation, molecular function: ornithine decarboxylase activity. Gene Ontology annotation, cellular component: cytoplasm. Lineage: Eukaryota; Viridiplantae; Streptophyta; Magnoliopsida; Malvales; Malvaceae.
UUCCGCGCUUAGAAUCAUUCGUAGUAACUUGCUGUUCCUGAUCCACCAAUAAAAAAUCUAACUGCGUUUAAUAAAUGGAAUCACAUUUGUCAUGAAACUCCAUAGUCCACAAAUUUCCUGUAAUAAUGAGACCAGGUUUAUACUCGAUUAUUAUUCACAUUUGGUGCUUAUUCUCCAAAUAUGAAAAAGUUAAUUCAAUUAUAGACACCUUUUCUCUUUUUUCUCCACCACGAAAAAAAUGAUGUGGUGCCACCCUAACCCUGUCUCUCUUUAUAUAUACCCACGCUCAAUCCUGAAGAGUGAUAAUAUUACUAAUACUUUCAAAACUGUCAUCUAGCAGUUUAAAGAAUUUGCUUUUUAGUUUUUACUAUUUUUUGUGUCGAUCAGUUGCCAUGGGUUCCAGCACUAGGACCUUCCAGGCCAUUGUGGGUGCGCCUGGGGUGAGAGGAAAGAAGGUCACGGCUCUGUCGAAAGAUGGUUUGACUGCUUUCAUUCAGUCAAUCAUUUCAACCAAACAUGAAUUCAGAGAACCCUUUUACGUGCUCGAUUUGGGUGUUGUCAUAACCCUCUUUGAAAAGUGGGCCCGUAACCUUCCCAUGGCACAGCCUUUCUACGCCGUCAAGUGCAACCCCAACCCAGCUUUCCUUGGGGCACUGGCUGCCCUUGGCUCGGGCUUCGACUGCGCAAGCAAGGCCGAGAUUGAAUCCGUUUUGUCUCUUGGUGUUUCACCUGGCAGGAUCAUUUUUGCUAACCCAUGCAAAGCAGAGUCCCACAUCAAAUACGCUGCAACAGUUGGCGUUAACCUAGCAACUUUCGACUCUAAAGAGGAACUUGAAAAGAUUAAGAAGUGGCACCCUAAAUGUGCCUUAUUGAUCCGAGUCAAAGCCCCGGAUGAUGGCGGCGCAAGAUGCCCUUUAGGUCCCAAAUACGGUGCACUCCCCGAGGAAGUCACCCCUCUUCUCCAGGCCGCUCAAGCUGCACGGCUCACCGUCACAGGUGUCUCGUUCCACAUUGGAAGCGGAGCCAUGCAGUUUCGAGCCUAUCGAGCAGCCAUAGCAGUAGCUAAAACUGUAUUUGAGACGGCUGCUAGACUUGGUAUGCCCAAAAUGCGUGUGCUAAACAUCGGUGGAGGGUUCACAGCCGGCCCACAAUUCGGUGAAGCAGCGUCUACGGUGAAAGCUGCUCUCCAAGCUUACUUUCCAAACGAGCCAGGCUUAACAGUAAUUGCCGAGCCUGGUCGGUUUUUUGCGGAGUCAGCUUUCACACUAGCCACCAACAUUAUAGGAAAGCGCGUUAGAGGUGAUCUAAGAGAAUAUUGGAUCAAUGAUGGGAUCUACGGCUCCAUGAACUGUAUUCUCUACGAUCAUGCCGUUGUCACGUGCAUGCCUCUCGCAGAAUCAUCCAAUCGUGGCAACUCAACGUGCAAAGGAGCGAGAAGCUACGAUUCCACCGUGUUUGGACCCACGUGUGAUGCGCUUGACACUGUGCUGAAGGGUUAUCCGCUGCCUGAGCUACAGGUGAAUGACUGGCUGGUGUUCCCCAACAUGGGGGCUUAUACGGCGGCUGCUGGGUCCAAUUUCAAUGGGUUCAACACGUCAGCCAUUUUGACUUACCUUGCUUAUUCCAAUCCAAAUUGAUCAGUGAGACCUUUUGGGUGGUGGAUGGGCUGUUUUGUGUUUGACAUUCUGAUUCUUGGUCUGUGCUUGUUGUGAAUUACAAUAUGUUAUAUAUUAUCAUUAUUCGUUCCUGCGUGAGAUUUGUAUCCUCGCUUUGGAAUAGGAUCCUGCAACCAAAUAAAAUAGAUGCCUGAUGCUAAAUUGCCAAACAGACAGAAUCUUCUACUCAUAUUCUCUUUUUUCUUCCCCUUCUCUCAAAGUUACACUUCAACCAGCACUUUCUUUUUGUCACUUGUUUUAUUAUUAUCCAUUCUUGAUCAAAGUAAUCCUCCAUGGUAUUAUAAAAGUCUAAUGACAAAAGUUUAAUGUAAUUAGUCAACACUAAGGAAUCUCUUUGUAAGAAGAAAUAUUUGCUACAAACAACUAAAUGGGUUCAAUGUGUCGAACGUUUCAAGCUCCAAACUCGCGCGAUUUCAAGAUAUGGAGAUGGACUCUUUCACAUCCCAAAUUAGCCUAACACAAAAAACGAUGCAUGGGCACUCUUGACUACGGGGUUUGGCUGCCCAGUACGUUGCAAAAUAAAAGGACACAGUAAGUAUCUGAAGAAAGGCUAACAAAAGAACAAUAGAAAGGUUUAAGGCAAGAGUAUGGAUGUUAUUACUCAAUGGUUCUAAUCUUUUCCUUUUAUGUACAUAACUGUGGGGAACUCUCUAUUUAUAGUUGAGCCCUCUUUACAUUUAGUGCUUAAGAUGCAUUCCUAAACUCUAAAGAUUACCUAGUUAAAUCCAUUGAUUCUAGGAGAUAAGAUACAAUCCCUGAUUUUAGAGGAUUUGGUGCUGCUGUACAAUUUUUGACUUGCUGAAAUUAUGCUAAGCACUGGGCCUUCUAAAAGCGCCCAAAUUCGAUCCUCCUAAGACUGUAUUCAAGCUUGCUUGCAUUUGGGCCCGACCAUACGCUCGCUCCUCAAUCAUUAGUGCUCCUACUUGGACCCAACUAGGUG